CCUUCAGUUCAAAGAACGAGAAUUACAAUCAUAACAAGACGAUACGUCUGUGACAAAAGAAUCGAAGAAAAGAUGUCUAAACCUGAUAAUACACCUGAAAAUGCUGCAUCUGAAGAGCUUGAAUAUGAAUGGAUGAUCAAGCCAUGUGCCAUAUAUAAAGACGAAUUUAAAGAUUGUAGUAGCAUAAGAGCACGCUUUCAUCAAUAUUUUAUAUUUGGAGAAAUAUUAGAUUGUAAACAAUGGAAAAAGGAUUACAUAAACUGUUGUCAAUGGGAAAAAAAUAAAAAUAAGGAAGCAUAUAAUGAAUUAAUUGCUAAUGAGAGGGAACGUAGAUUUAAGAGACUAAAAGGUCAUUACGGUAAUAAUGUUUGGGAAAAGAGAGAUAAACCUCCAGAGAAUUGGAAUGCACCAUUACCUACCUGGCUAGAAGAAAGAAAUAAAAAUUCAUAUUUAAAAUAUGUAAACGACCAUGAGAAACAAAGAAAAGAAAUUGGAAAAUAUUCUUGUAUCAUAAUGUAG
Messenger RNA from Eufriesea mexicana, 519 nucleotides. RefSeq names its product UPF0545 protein C22orf39 homolog. NCBI's taxonomy places the organism in Eukaryota, Metazoa, Arthropoda, Insecta, Hymenoptera, Apidae. Bases 73 to 519 code for a protein of 148 amino acids. The transcript has 4 exons. The record is from RefSeq and is a predicted model, not a curated record.